CACCGUUGGAGUCUACGUACGUACGUUGAUAAGUCAUGUCAGCAGGCUGGGGUGUAAAUAGAAACAACAAUGGUGUCUUUAUUCUGUUGACUGUUCUCUGCUGCCACCCUCUCAAGGGGGGCGGGGGGGAUAAGAGGUCUUAUCAGCCCCCCCAUGAAAGCAGCAGACUUCUAUUCUGAAGGGUGCAGAUGUCACGGGUCUGACUUCGAGUACACCUAAGAACCUGAGACUCUGGGAUCGGACUUUUGAUGACAUCGAGACUACAUGACUUUAGUCAGGAUUUUAGACCGGACUAAGAUUAAGACCACAUAAAUUUAGACUGGACUGACACCGUCAUGUGACGUCAGGUCACAUGACAACAUGCGUCAGAAAGGCGGUCUUUGGUCGCUGCUGGGCUCUCAUCUCCACACGGCCUGUGAUGUCACUGCUUGCUGGCGCCAUGGCAACAGGGAUCGGGGAGGAGAGAUGGCGACACAAAGAUGGGGGGGGAGUUGGUAAAAAUAGCUGCUUGGGGGGGGGUUGUUCCCCCGUGGGAGCACAAAGCGGCCUGGCAACAUUUUUCAGGUUCCCUUUUCGUUGGCAAAUAUGGCCGCCUGGUCCAAAGGUCCAAAAUUGUGUUUUGAGCCGGUUCAUUAGCUUUAGCAUUAGCAUUUUUGACUGUUCACACUCCAGACCAGAAGGGGGCGGCAUCGUACCAACAGUAUAUUGUUAGCCACUAAGGAGGGAUUUAUUGGAACUCCUGAACCUGGAUCCGUGUCGGGACCACAUGACUUUAGACUUGGACCACAUAAAUGAAAACUGAAUGGAAACGAGCGAAGACCAUCUGGGCCAGGGAACACUGGACUGAGACUUGAACCAGCUGAAGUAUUCAUGAUUGUCAGAGUCUUGGACCACAUGACUGUCGGCCAUCUUGAGACUGGGGCAACAUGACCUAACGCUGAAGUGGGACCAAAUGAAUUCAGGCUGGACCCGUACUUGGACCACUUGACUUAAACCCGGAUUGGAAAGAAGAAAGCCUUCCAGCAGUUGAUUGUCCUGCAAUCACACGUGGAUUUGGGUCUGGUUUGACACGGAGCGUCUGCAUGUAAUCCCACUCAAAUCCAGACUGAGCUGCGGCAUUGUUCUCCCGCUUCUGGGCCAACAAAAGUUCCAGCCAGGAUUACAGUACGAGUUUUUGCACUCUUAACAUUCCUGCCUGACCUUGGCCAAAGGGAGCCGCCCCCCCUUCUUCCUGAUAGGGCAAAUUACAGUAAUAGCCUUUUCCAUGCUUAUGGCGCCCUCUUGUGGAGAACACUACACAGUGCUUCUUAAUAAAUGUGAAAACAGCUUUAAUUUGAAUAAAAUAACUAAUAGUACAUUAUAAAGUACAACACAUGAAGGUGAGUUAUGGGAGAUAUUAGCAUUAUUGUACGUCAUUGUCCUUUCUAGCCAUCUUCCAUCCAAACAAAAACACGUAAAUACCACUUUAGCUCUUGAUGCUAUUUCAAGCCCAGCCCCGCCCCGCUGCCGUCGGAUGACGCUAUUUACCCAGUAUUGCCAUGGAAACGGCAUAAGGUCAGACGGCACUUUCUUUACGCAUGCGUAGACUUUAGAAGUCCAAAUGGCUGUAACUCCACAAAUGGCACAUUUCUUCGGUUUAAGUCCUGUUUUCCAUCGUAGAAAACGUAACUAUCAUUUGUCGCUUUGAAAUGACGUCACUGCGUAUACUAUAACGGUAGUUAACCACUCGUUGAUUCUAAAUACAAAGUAAGACACUUGGAGUCCUGUUGCACAGUUCGGCCACAGGGGGCGCCGCGGCUUAGUUCGUUAGGAAGGCCACACACAGCAGCGAAGAAGAAGAACAAACUCCUGCUGUGUUGGGAAGACGACCGACUUGUUCCCGCUCUUUUCCGUGUUUCAGGUCGGUAAAAAGUGCUUUAAAGUCAACAAACACGAUAUGUAAUACAGUCAGAUAGGGUGUCUUUUCCUACACUUAAACCCACAGGGGGCGCCGCGGCUUGGUUCGUAAGGAAGGCCACACACAGCAGCGAAGAAGAAGGAUAAACUUCUUCUGUGGUGGGAAAACGACCGACUUGUUCCCGCUCUUUUCCGUGUUUCAGAAAGAUGUUCCCCCAGCAGCCUUCACAUCCGGGUCAGUCAUGGACGGAGUUCGGUGUUGCCUUCAGGUUACCCUCGUACAUCGGCACUAACGUCAUAAGAACAUGUGAACAACCCUGAAACGUCCUAUGAUAUGAAGAAGCUAUGGAAAUUAGAAUAAUAGUGUAGAAAAUGGCUUAAAAUGAAAACGGCUUCACUUUUCAAUAGUGAGGCUGUAACCUCCCACUUCCGGCGAGCCACUCAACGCGUCACAAGUUGAGACCGUAAAGGCAACACGGAGUGUCAACCCAGCUGUCUCCUCACACCGAGGACAUGGGCUCGAGUGGCUGCCAACACGGAAACAUCGCCCCGGGGGUGGGGGGCCCUCAAAGUACGCCGGAACUUUCCACCCCCGCCUCCAUGUGAGCCAUGUCCAAGAGCCUGAAGAGGAAGAAGAACCACUGGAGCAACAAAGUCCAUCAGCGCGUACUUGGCCGGAGCGCGGAGGGAGAGCUGCUGGCUCCGGAGCUGAGGGGCGGCGCGGAGCAUGGCCAGUUCCCGCUUGUGGGCGAGCGUCCUCCCGGUGGCGCUCCGUGCCUUCCCCUCCAGGGCGAGCUGCUGCUGGAAGUGAACGACACCCCGGUGGCAGGACUCACCAGCCGGGACGUGCAGGCGGUGGUGAAGCACAGCAAGGAGCCGGUGACACUCAAGUGCGUCAAACAAGGGGGCGUGAUCGACCAGGACCUGUGCCGCUUCCUCAGCCUGCGCUUCCAAAAAGGCUCGGUGGACCACGAGCUGCAGCAGAUCAUCCGGGACAACCUCUACCUCCGCACCAUCCCCUGCACCACCAGGCCGCCCAAGGAAGGAGAGGUCCCGGGGGUGGAUUAUAAUUUUGUGAGCGUCGAGCGGUUUCUGGAAUUGGAAAAAAGCGGCGCCUUGCUCGAGAGCGGAACCUAUGAAGAUAACUUUUACGGCACCCCCAAGCCCCCCGCCGAGCCCAGCGCUCCGCCGCUAAAUGUAACGGAGCAGCUGCUGCCGGGCGCCAGACCCAGCUCCGAGGGCAAGCGCAAGCGCAACAAGUCGGUCAGCGACAUGGAGAAAGCCAGCAUCGAGCCGCCGGAGGACGAGGAGGAGGAGAGGCCCGUCGUCAACGGCAACGGGGUCACCCUCACGCCAGAGUCCAGCGAACACGAGGACAAGAGCACCUUGGGGGAUGCCGUGCCCCCGCCGGGCAACAUGGCCGACGUCCCCGCCGAGGUUCCCGAUGACCCGACGCAGUCCCCGAAAAUACUCCCCACCUUGGAGGCCAAUGACGAGUUGGGGCCGCUGCCGGACAACUGGGAGAUGGCGUACACGGAGAAGGGAGAAGUCUACUUCAUAGACCACAACACCAAGACCACGUCCUGGUUGGACCCGAGGCUCGCCAAGAAGGCCAAACCGCCUGAGGAGUGCAAAGAGGACGAACUUCCGUAUGGCUGGGAGAAAAUCGAUGAUCCAAUCUACGGAAGCUACUAUGUGGACCAUAUCAACAGGAGGACCCAGUUUGAGAACCCGGUUCUGGAGGCCAAGAGGAGAGUCCAGCAGCAGCAGCAGAUGCAAAGCCAGGGUCUCUCCUCGCUUCCGCUUCCUGCCAUCUACAAAGAGAAGCCGCUGUUCACGCGCGACCCCACCCAGCUUAAAGGCAGCUUCCUGUCCACGGCGCUCCAGAAGAGCGGCAUGGGCUUCGGCUUCACCAUCAUCGGAGGCGACGAGCCCGACGAGUUCCUCCAGGUGAAGAGCGUCAUCCCGGACGGGCCGGCCGCCGCCGACGCAAAGAUGGCCACAGGUGACGUCAUCGUCUACAUCAACGACGUCUGCGUCCUGGGCACCACCCACGCCGACGUGGUCAAGCUGUUCCAGUCGGUGCCGAUCGGGCAAAGCGUGACGUUGGUGCUGUGCCGAGGGUACCCGCUGCCGUACGAGCCCGAGGAGAACAGCGACGCCGGCAUGGUGUCCCCGCUGGGCGUCAUGGACCAGCGCCCCAUCCUGGUCAACGGUCGCUCCGGAUACGACAACUACCUGGAUUAUCUUUCCCGCACGGCCCGCUUGGUUCCGGACGGCGGCCAGGACCCCGCCCGGCAGCUCCUCCCCCCUCACCCGGGCGACACCCACUUGGACGGCUCGCUGGCGUCCGCCGCCACGCCCCCCGACAGCGUUUCCGUGUCGUCGGGCGCCGCACAAUCCGAGACGCUGGCGCUCACCAUGGUGAAGGGCGCCGACGGAUUCGGCUUCACCGUCGCCGACAGCCUGGCGGGACAGCGGGUCAAGCAGGUCCUGGAGCCGCAGGGGUGCCCCGGGUUGAGCGAGGGCGACCUGAUCGUGGAGAUCAACAAGCAGGCGGUGCUCGGACUCACGCACGCGCAGGUGGUGGAGAUGCUCAAGGAGUGCCCGGUCGGCGCCGACACCGGUCUGCUGGUCCAGAGAGCGGCAGCAGAAUCAGCCGGCCCGCCGAGGACAACCUUCCCCACCGAGUCCUCCCCCCCCUCAGGGGCCGAGUACCAGGACAUGGAGGUCCACCUGCGGAGACAGAAGUCUGGCUUCGGGUUCAGGGUCCUGGGCGGGGACGAGGCGGGGCAGCCUGUGAGUCCGGAGACACGUGAGAAGCAGAUCUUAAUCGGCGCCAUCAUCGAGAAGAGCCCGGCGGACCUGGACGGACGCCUGCGGCCCGGCGACGAGCUCCUCUUCGUGGACGGCAUUCCCGUUGUGGGGAAGCCGCAUCGCUACGUCAUCGACCUGAUGCACGGGGCGGCGCGGAACGGCCAAGUCAACCUGGUCAUCAGGAGGAGGCUGAACGCCGCGGGCGACUCGUGUCAGGAGAACGGUCGCCAUUCGGGUUCGGUUUCCACGCAGCACAGCUCGCCGCGUAGCGAUCUCACGUACGCCAACAGUACCGGGACCGCCCAAGCAGGCGGCGGCGGCGGCGCCUCCGACGUAAACACGCAACCGAGCGACGUCCUCAUCCACCGCAAGGAGAGCGAAGGCUUCGGGUUCGUCAUCAUCAGCUCCCUCAACCGGCCCGAGGCGCCCGCCGCCAACCCCGUGCCUCACAAGAUCGGGCGCAUCAUCGAGGGAAGUCCGGCCGACCGCUGCGGGAAGCUGAAGGUCGGGGAUCGAAUCCUGGCCGUCAACACGCAGUCCAUCGUUAGCAUGCCGCACGCCGACAUCGUCAAACUCAUCAAGGACGCCGGACUCAGCGUCACCCUGAGGAUCGUCCCGCAGGAGGAGGUCGGCAACCCCCCAUCAGGCCCCGCCUCCCAGCAGCAGAGCCCCCUGACGCAGCAGAACAGCCCCCAGACGCAGAAGCCCGUUGGCGGCGGCGUGGCCCCACCGCCCGGCCCGGGUGUCCAGAGUCCAGAGCCCAACACCAAAGCCCACCAGAGUCCUGGCACCCAGCUGCCCGUCCCCCCGCCCCAGACCACCUACACCCACGAGGGCAGUUACAGGUCAGAGGUCAAAGCCAGGCAAGACGUCAAACCGGACAUCCGCCAGCCGCCCUUCACCGACUACCGCCAGCCGCCCGUGGACUACCGCCACCCACCGGUGGCCGACUACAGAGCUCCGCCCACGCUGGACUACCGACACCCGCCGCUGUUGGACUACCGGACCCAGUUUGCCAUCCCGGACUACAGGAUGCCCCCGGUUCAGCUGUCGCAGGAUUUUGACUUCUUCACGGUGGAGCUGGAGAAGAGCCUGAAGGGCUUCGGGUUCAGCAUCCGAGGAGGUCGGGAAUACAAGAUGGACCUGUUUGUCCUCAGACUGGCCGAGGACGGGCCGGCCGUCCGCAACGGGAGGAUGAGGGUCGGAGACCAGAUCAUCGAGAUCAACGGCGAGAGCACGAGAGAAAUGACCCACGGCCGCGCCAUCGAGCUGAUCAAGUCGGGAGGCAGACGGGUGCGUCUUCUUCUCAAGCGCGGCACGGGCCAGGCGCCGGAGUUCGACAAUAACGCCUCACGGGAUGCUCGCCCUGCAGCCUCUCCAAGCCUGUCGGAAGUAGCCCCGCCCCCUGACGGCCUUCCCACGUCGCCGCCGCCGCCUUCAUCCCGCUCGGCCGCCUCCCCGGACCCGCCUCUCUCGGUCAAAUCCGAGGCGCUCCAGAGAGACGAUCUCGUCAGGAGAGCAGGCGGCAGGGCCCCCCUCCGGGGGCACAGGGUGCCGCCCCCUGCUGAGGGGGACGCGCUUCAAAGCACCGCAGGCGGAAAGCAUCCUUCUUCUUCCAAACACCCGCACGCCAACGGGACCAGCAAGGAAGAUGCGGGGCCCGCACUGAACGAGAGGGACUCGGCGGACACCUGGUCCGGUAGGGGUGCCGGUGGAUCGGUGAGGAAGUCCACCGUCUCCCCCGGACUCUGGAAGAUCCCAGGAUCGGACAAGCUGCCCGGCACACUGCGUCCGGGAGCGUCCACGCUCAGAUAACCCGACUUCCCCUGACAUGGAUCCGCUUUUUAUUUAUCAGACUCUUUGCUAAAUUAUUUGACACCCUCCACCUUAAAAACUGGAGUCAUCCACCGCAGCUGGACUCGCAACCAAUCAGAUGUCAGCAGCUGAUUUCGGAAAAAAAACUGAGGACACCAUGCAGUCUAUUUUUAGGACUAGUGGACUUUGCCUUAAGGAGAGCAACAAUCAGAAGAAAUGUACAGGAGAUCAUCUUGGGGGGGGGUGCCUUAAAGGGACACUGAGGGGGUGUUAAAAGGCUGCUAUGAAAAUACCCAAUUCCGUACUGUGAAAUACAUUUCCGUUUCACUCCACGUCCUGACAUGAUCCCCCGUGCAGGAGUUUUUUUUUGUUGUUGUUGUUGUCUAAAAACAACGUUUUUGUCUGCGUUCAUCACGGUUGCCAUGGCGACGUGACGGACCUUCAUGCACAAGCAAGGAGGUGGGACCCGAGCACAUUUGUGUGUCAACAGGACUUCUUCUUCUGUUGGGCGCCAAAAACCAAAACGUGUACAUGCGUGUGCACAUAUGUACUGUGUGUGUGUGUGUGUGUUUUUACACACAGCUCAGAAUCACUGUGUAGUGUAAAAAAAAAAAAAAAAAAAACAGAACUACAGUAUGGAAAGGACAAUUAUUGUAGGAAAAGUGAAGCGACUAUUUUUAUGACGAAAUGCAGCACUAUAAAUAUAUGAACUUGUUUUUUUCAGAAAUCUUGUUUACCUGUAUGAUAAUCUGACAAAUAAAACAUUGACACAACACCAAAUAUGCUCCAAGUGUGGACUUUUGGGGUUAAAAGUCAUUAAUAAUAUGAUAUUAGAUAAAUAAAAAAU
This is a messenger RNA of Doryrhamphus excisus (bluestripe pipefish), 7375 nucleotides long. The record is from RefSeq and is a predicted model, not a curated record. Lineage: Eukaryota; Metazoa; Chordata; Actinopteri; Syngnathiformes; Syngnathidae.